This is a messenger RNA of Echinostoma caproni, 2514 nucleotides long. Lineage: Eukaryota; Metazoa; Platyhelminthes; Trematoda; Plagiorchiida; Echinostomatidae. The record is from the annotation of a GenBank genome assembly.
AUGACAAUUUUGGCAGAACAACCCCGGCUUUAUCCUGGACCGACAUAUGAAUUAAAUUACACCAUUUCCGAAGGAAGCAGCAUUCCGCAAAUGCUGGGAAAUCUUGUCCUCGAUCUAGGUUUGACGGAUUGGAUGCUGAAACAAACAAUGGCCGGACUUCCUGAGAAACAUCGUGAUAACUCAAAUCUUCCGCUCAGUAUUGAUGUUAUUGCUAAUGCAGGACAAGUUCAUUCCGCUACUCUGAAUGAACCUUCCACGCCAAAAUUGAGAUUGUUUCCGUCUAACCAGUGGGGCAAAAAUGAUUUACCCGGAGCUAAGCGUGAACUUCCUGCCGCAUUGGAUCCGGAUUUGUGUGAGAACGGGUUUGUGCAGUACAAACUCAUGCCCGCAUUUAUAGAUGAUUCUUCAGAAUCAAUUCCCUUCCAGUUGAGCAUAACUCCCCGACCCAGAAAUCGCACCCAGAUUGAACUGGUGUUACAACGUCCAUUAGACAGAGAAGUACGCGAUAGUUAUGAUCUUUUUGUCGUUGCCAUGGAUCAAUCCAGAACGGAACCGAGGCGCACGGGAACACUGAAUAUUCGUGUUAUGGUUGAAGAUGUUAAUGACUGUAGACCCAUAUUUGAUUUAGGUGAUCUGAUUGACCGUGGGGGCGCAUGUGUUCCUGGCACCGAGGCUUAUCGCCCGACGAUGCAUAUUCGUGUGCCCGAAAACAAAGGACCAGUCCCUUGGUUGUUGAAACAUUUGAGAGCAUAUGAUGCUGACAGUGGAGCUAAUGGUAAAGUUCAUUUUGAGCUUGGAUCACGCACACAUCAACUUACUAGGAAGUACUUUCGUCUGAACUCUACGUCUGGUGAAUUGUGGGUGGUUGAGUUACUGGACCGUGAAAAAACUCCACUGCUCGAUGGUGUGCAUCGACUGGUUGUUCUGGCGUUGGAUUCGGGGACUCCGGUUCGCAGCUCUCAGCUGCUUAUUCUUGUGUACCUACUCGAUGAGAACGACAAUGCACCGAGAAUCCGAAUAAUGGGCGAAGAUGUACAGACGACACAAAACAGCAUACAAACGGAACAGCUGAAUGAACUUAGUCAACAGUUUUGGGUAAAUCAAGAGAAAGUUUCUAGUUUAUGGCCAGACGAUCCCCAAUGGCCAGUGGAUUUACGCCUGGUGGGUGUCCACUCUCCGGGCCAAGUCGUUGCUACCUUGGUUGCUUCGGAUCUCGACCGAGGAGCUAAUGGGACUGUCGACUGCCGUGUGGGACACCAGUGGCCACGGUCUGAGAAACGAAGUUCUGACGAGUGGAUUGGAGGUGGUUGGUUCAAGUUAAAUCCACUUCUUAUGUACAAUGAUGCCGGGAGCGUUAGUUCUACGAGACAAUCCGCUGAAAGUAUAAAUCACAGUUUAGAGCCACGAAGUACUGGUAAAUACUGGAACCAAACGCAGGAAAAAUCCUAUACGCUGGAGGCGCUCAAGAUUACUGCUUCCUAUGAAACUCAGAUGCCUCACCAAGCGUCAGAGUUGAUAUAUCGACUACCGAUGGAUAGAAACAAAAAGGAUGUAAUAAAACUAUUCACGGUGAAUGCGGAAUCUGGUCAAGUGAUACUACUGCGGGAUGAUACAACAAAUUAUCAUUCCAAUGGGAAGUACACACUUAAAUUGCAGGUCCGUCUCAUAUCCCAAGAGGCAGAAGGGAACCUAACGGACUCAAUAGAUCUGUUCGUGCACAUUCAAUUCACCCCAAGAGCGGAUUUAGUGCUAUACUUCACUCCCAUCGAGGAUGGAAGAUUCCACCUGGACAACAGCUCAGUGAUUCAUCUAGACGUACCCGAGAAUGCUCCAAUUGGAUCCUUCCUCAACCCUAUUUCCAUUGUCUAUUGUUCAACAGUCGGUCCACAAGCGUGUCAAAUGGAGCUUCGGAAUGCGGGAUUGAGUACACUUCAAUCGUCAGUUCUAUCAAAGGAAUUUUGUAUCCAAGAACUUCCUAAUUCUGAAUGGUUCAGCCAAACCGGUCAAAAAGGAGUCCCAUACGCCAUUAUUACCAAAUCCGAACUAGAUAGGGAGGCGCAAGCAGAGUAUCGGCUACGUUUGUUCGUCUAUAAAUCUCCAGACUCCAUCGAUGCUGUCCAUGCAAGAACGCUAAUUAUUCAGGUGACGGAUGUUAAUGACAACGGUCCGGUGCUUAUGGAUCCCUUUUAUCCGGUCACUCGAUGGCCUCCGUCUAUGCUCCUCUGCACCGUUCCCUACCCCAAAAUGUCUCAUGAGCAAGCAGAUAAUCCCAUUUUUGUGACGAAUAUAUCCAUGUCCUUUCAAGAACAGCAAGGAUAUCCCAUUUUCCACAUACAAGCACUGGACCGAGAUGCUGGGGAGCAUGGAAGUCUCACAUAUUCCCUGGAUUAUGUAUUCCGUUGUGUUGAUGGCAAAGCAAUGCAGCUAAAAGUUUUUGAAGGUGUAAAAUUAGAAAGCACAUCUGGUUUACUUCAUGUGGCCAGUCAAAUGUCGAUAUCAUCGGUGGCAACGUAA